Macrobrachium nipponense is the source of this 668-nucleotide messenger RNA. Its product is annotated as utrophin-like. Gene Ontology annotation, molecular function: protein binding. The coding region runs from base 99 to 506 and encodes 135 amino acids. The record is from RefSeq and is a predicted model, not a curated record. Lineage: Eukaryota; Metazoa; Arthropoda; Malacostraca; Decapoda; Palaemonidae. The transcript is spliced from 5 exons.
GUGUCUCUUCCAAGUUCUUCCACAUGCAUCUUUCACUAUGGAGAGCCUUGAUCUUUCAGUGCAGUCAGAUUCUUCUUUUUCAGUAGAGGCAAGUAGUGAUGAUGUUUUCCGUGAGUACAAAAAAGAAUAGACCCCUAUCAAAUGUCAGUAUUGGCCUAGGAGAGUACCAGCAUACUCUUGAAGAAGUUUUGACUUGGCUUCUAGGGGCUGAAGACAGACUAGCCGCUAUGCCACCAAUUGCUGAGUCAACUGAUGAAGUAAAGGAUCAGUUUCAUGAUUUAGAGGAGUUAAUGCUUGAGCUAACUUCUAAGCAAGGAGGCAUUGGAGAUGUCUUAGGAGAAGGGUCAAGAUUGUUACGGGAAGGUGUAAUGGAAGAGGAAGAGGAAGAGGAAGUCAGAGUUCAGAUGAAACUUCUCAACACCCGUUGGGAAGAACUCAGAGUCAAGGCAAUGGAUCGUCAGUCCAAGCUUCAUGAGAAACUAUGGCACUGCAACAGAAUCAGUUAGACAGCUUAAAACGGUGGCUCACUGAAACAGAGGACCGCAUUGCAAACAUGAGUCAGGUUGGACCAACUUUAGAAGCAUUGGAAGAACAAAUAGCAGCUCAUCAGAGUCUUCAGACAGACUUGGAAAAGGAACAGUCUAACAUCAAUUCCCUAUCAAACAUGG